Molecule: messenger RNA, 1959 nt
Organism: Tripterygium wilfordii
Lineage: Eukaryota; Viridiplantae; Streptophyta; Magnoliopsida; Celastrales; Celastraceae
Product: phosphomevalonate kinase, peroxisomal-like
Exons: 10
Coding region: 200-1729 (509 amino acids)
Biological process (GO): isopentenyl diphosphate biosynthetic process, mevalonate pathway
Cellular component (GO): peroxisome
Molecular function (GO): phosphomevalonate kinase activity; ATP binding
Source: RefSeq, a predicted model, not a curated record
AAGUCAGAAUUUGACUCUGCAGGGCCGAAGACAAAUGUAUAGUCAGAGAGAGCCAGCGAGCGAGCGAUAGCUUCGUCGUCUACGCUCGAGUUUCGCGUUGCGAAUCUGCGAGAGCUGCUUGUGUAUCGAAACGAUUCUGAUUGAACUUGAUCUCUAGCCGAAUCAGAUUGCGAGUUGCGUAGAGACAAGAACAAGAGCAAUGGCUGUAGUUGCUUCUGCUCCUGGGAAGGUAUUGAUUACUGGGGGAUAUCUUAUUUUAGAAAGACCGAAUGCAGGAAUUGUACUAAGUACAAAUGCCCGAUUCUAUGCGAUUGUGAAACCACUUCAUGAAGAAAUUAUGCCUGACAGCUGGGCUUGGGUUUGGACAGAUGUGAAGUUGACAUCUCCUCAGCUCUCAAGAGAAAGUAUGUAUAAGUUGUCACUGAAAAAUUUGAUGCUUCAGUCCGUCUCCUCAAGUGAAUCGGGAAACCCUUUUGUGGAACAAGCAGUGCGAUAUGCUUUAGCAGCUGCGCAUGCAACAUUUGACAAAAAUAAGAAGGAUGCCUUGCAUAAACUACUCUGUCAAGGUGUUGAUAUCACGGUCUUAGGUAGCAAUGACUUCUAUUCGUAUCGCAAUCAGAUUGAAUCGCGUGGACUGCCUUUGACACCCGAAGCACUAGCAACGCUUCCUCCUUUCACAUCAAUAACUUUCAACACAGAUGAUUCUAAUGAAGGAAAUUGCAAGCCUGAGGUUGCAAAAACUGGAUUGGGUUCAUCUGCAGCAAUGACAACUGCCGUUGUUGCUGCAUUACUUCAGUAUCUCGGAGUGGUUGAUCUGUCCUCUUUGUCUGAAGAACAACACAAAGAUACAAAUGAUUCUCGGGAUCUUGAUUUAGUACAUAUAAUAGCUCAAAGCGCCCACUGUAUUGCACAAGGGAAAGUUGGCAGUGGGUUUGAUGUCAGUUCUGCGGUUUAUGGAAGUCAGCGUUAUGUUCGGUUUUCACCGGAAGUGCUUUCUACUGCUCAGAAUGCAGCAAAAGUAUUACCAUUACAGGAAGUCAUUCUUGACAUCCUAAAAGGAAAAUGGGACCAUGAAAGGACUAAGUUUUCCUUACCGCCAUUGAUGACUCUUCUACUAGGGGAACCUGGAACUGGUGGAUCAUCCACACCAUCAAUGGUGGGUUCUGUGAAAAAGUGGCAAAAGUCUGAUCCUCAGAAAUCACACGAAAUAUGGAGAAAAUUGUCAGAGGCCAAUUUUGCACUUGAAACACAACUUAACAUGCUAAGCAGACUUGCUGAGGAAUGUUGGGAUGUGUAUAAACAUGUCAUAAGAACCUGCAGCAGGCUUAGGCCUGAGAAGUGGGUGGAGGUUGCCAAAGAGCCGAACCAAGAAGCAAUUAUUAAAGCAUUGUUAGGAGCAAGAGGUGCUAUGCUUGAUAUCAGAAACUAUAUGCGCCAGAUGGGUGAGGCUGCUGGUAUUCCGAUAGAACCCAAUUCGCAAACCGACCUUUUGGAUGCUACAAUGAACAUGGAUGGAGUUCUGUUGGCUGGAGUUCCUGGAGCAGGUGGUUUUGAUGCGGUAUUCACUGUUGCCUUGGGGGAUUCUAGCAUCAAUGUGGCGGAAGUUUGGAGUUCUCGCAAUGUUCUCGCGUUGUUAGUCAGAGAAGAUCCUAAUGGUGUAUCUUUAGAAAGUGGUGAUCCACGAAUCCAGGAAGUUUCAUCAGCAAUUUCUUCAGUUCAUAUUGAGUAAACAUAUUUGCUAUUGUAUUUCACGUAUUCUCACACCAUCACAAGAUUCGUUGGUGGAUACGAUUUGGUAGUUAAACUCUGUUUGGUCUGGGGACCAAUUGAGUUGGAAAUGUUGUUGUUUUUUUCUAUGCUGGGUAAGAUGAGAAACCUUGACUAAACAUUGGAAGCAGGAUUUGUACCUUCUGUAAUUUCUCACAACAGUCUGCAAUAAAGGUAUGUUUUCACAGUUCA